UGUUUUCCCAGGUGAGACCCCAGGCAGCAUGGAGCAGAGACAAGCCAUUCCUACUGUGCCCUGCAUGGAUUUCUGACUCAUAGAAUUUGUGUUCCACAUCACAGGAUCAGAGGAGCCCCACGGAAGAAGUUAGGGUUAUGAAGGACAGGCUGAAGCAAGACACCUGCAGGAAGCUUAUGUAAAUGUAAAAGAGUGAUGACUGAGCAUGUGGAUGAGAAACUUGCAAGGAAAUGCCAUUUCUUACAUUGGUAAAGAUACGUGGAAGUCAUACCAUUUGGUUGAGAAACUAAAUCUCAGUGGAAAUAAUUUGAGAGAAUUACGUAAGGAUUCAUUUGAAGGCCUGUUUUCCCUCCAGUAUUUAGACUUAUCCUGCAAUAAAAUAGAAUUUAUUGAAAGGAAUGCGUUUGAAUCACUACCUUUUUUACAGUAUAUAAAUCUUGGUUGCAAUUCAAUCACAAAAGUGAACUUUGGAACAUUUCAGGCCUCACAUGGAAUGCAGUUUUUACACAAGUUAAUCCUCAAUCGUAAUCCUCUGACAACUGUUCAAGAUCCAUAUCUUUUUAAUUUGCCAGCACUGAAAUAUUUAGACAUGGGAGCAACCCAAGUGUCAUUUACAACACUUGAUAACAUCCUCAAGAUGACACUUCCACUGGAAAAACUGAUCUUACCUAGCCAUUUGGCCUGCUGCCUCUGCCACUUCAAAAAUAAUAUUGAGGCUGUUGCCAAGUCAAUCAAACUGCAUUGUGACAAUGAGUGUCUGGUAAAAACACAUUGUGAUGAACAAGUACUUACAGAAGGACCAUUCAUGAAAAUAAUAGAAGGCCGGAAGAAGUACAACAGCAGUGAGCUGACAAUUGAGUCAGAGAGGACAGCCCCAAAGAAAAAUAGCGAGAAUUUGUCAGCCUUCAUGAGCCUCCUGCUGAAAUUGCUUGAUGAGCAGCAGGAAGUAAAGGUUUCCAAGGGAGAGUUGGAUACAGAACAAUGGAAAAAUGAGGAGAUGGAAGCCCCGGGGGAACAGGAAGAGGAGGAGCCAAAUGAGUUCAGAAAUGAAGUGCCAGGAUUUAAGAACUACAACAAAGUCAUCAUAGCAUCACCUGUGAUUGCAGUAGUAGCUUUUUAUUUUGUAGUUUUCUGUCUCAUUGCGAUUUGUUGCUGUAAGGAGGCUUCAAAAGAAAGCUCAAGGUAA
This is a messenger RNA of Myotis daubentonii (Daubenton's bat), 1186 nucleotides long. RefSeq names its product leucine-rich repeat-containing protein 37B-like. The transcript is spliced from 13 exons. Gene Ontology annotation, molecular function: protein binding. The record is from RefSeq and is a predicted model, not a curated record. NCBI's taxonomy places the organism in Eukaryota, Metazoa, Chordata, Mammalia, Chiroptera, Vespertilionidae. Bases 206 to 1186 code for a protein of 326 amino acids.